AUGGAUGAUUCAUCGAAAACAUUCAAUAAGAAAAAAGAAGGAUCUCAAACUCUUGCUACUAUGAUUAAUCGAAUUCAAACAUUAAUUAAAUCAAUAAAGAGACCAGGUGUUCAUGCCGUCGAUUAUAUGUCUGAUGUUGGCUUUGAUUAUACAGGUGAUGGAGAUACAGCUCGUUGUAAAGACUGCGGACUUGAAGUAUCCAACUGGACAUUAGAUAUGAAUCCAUUUACUAUUCAUUCAAAAUGCCAACCGAAUUGUCCAUUCGUACGCUCUAUAAUAUCAACUUCAUCAUCAGAUGUACUUGUGUCUUGCACGAUCCCAAUAACUACUACUCAAAAUCCAUCUAUUUUAACGGCAGAAGAAAACACUUGUACUCUUCAAAAAAUAAAAAAGAUGGAUUUUCAAUCAGUAUCAAAUACUUUACUUGAAACUAAUACACUUCAACAAGUGCGAAGACGUACUUUUUCUCAUUGGCCACAUCGUACUGUUCCAUCGAGUGCACAAAUGAUUGAAGCUGGAUUUUUUUGUUGCAAUGUGGGUGAUCGAGUAGUAUGCAUCUAUUGUAAUCUUAUUUGUCAACAAUGGACACCUCAUACCGAUGAUCCGUGUGAAUUACAUAAAACAUUAUCACCUAAUUGUAUAUAUGUCAAAACAAGAUUAAUGCAUCCUACAACUUCAUCAAUAAUUAUUGUCAAUGAAGGCUCAACAACAACAAUCACAGACGUUGCUUCAUCAAUAUCAAAUAAUCUCAGCUCCUUACGACCUAAUGAUAUUGUAUUUAGAGCAUCAUGUAAUCCUGCUUAUUCAGAAAUACCAAAACGUUAUGCAUCAUUCGUUACAUGGCCAAAUGAAAAUUUACCAUUAGUAGAUGAUUUUGUUCGAGCAGGAUUUUUUUAUACAGGUGCAACAACCAUUGUUACUUGUUUUUAUUGUAAUGGAUCAUUACAAAAUUGGAGUUCAAAUGAUAAUCCAAUGAUUGAACAUGCUCGUUGGUUUCCAUUUUGUCCAUAUGCUAAACAAUUGUGUGGCGAAGAACUAUAUCGUAAAAUUCAAAAAUCUAAACGAAUACAACAAGAGCGCUCUAGAGCUAACGAAUUAAGACAAAGAAAAGGCUCAAAUGAUCUGAUAAAUACUAAUGUGACAGAAAAUAGUGGAAAAUUAGUAAUACGUGAUGAAAGUACUUUAUCCAGACUCGUCUCUGCACGAUUAGAUUUAUCGAUGUCACAACGUUUAUUAGAUCAAAAUUUUAAAUUAUCUAUUAUUAAACGAUGUUGGGAAGAUCAAUUACGAAUAAAACAUGAUGAUUUUGUAUCCGAUUGUGAUUUAUAUGUUGCUUGUGUAAUUCUUCGAAAACAGAUUGAACAUAUUGAUGGUAAAAAAGAAAAUAUUGUUAUACCAAGUAUAAAAAUGAAACCAAUCCGAGAAAAAAAUGAGACAGGAAUGCAUGAACAAGUAUCAACUAUACCUAAUGCAGCUCAAUCUGAACAAAAUCGUACAGAUGUUGAUGUGAAUAUAUUAUCACAAUCAUUAACAAAUGAAUCUACAUCUUCUCAAUCUUCUAUUAACUCAACAUCAAAAUCAAUAAACAAUAGUAAUGAACGUGAAACACAAACAAAUAAACAAAUAACUACUAUUAAUGAUCGAAGUCAAUCAAUUGAUUCACAACCAUCGAAUCUUUGUGUUCUAUGUCUGACAGAAGCUAAACAAUUAGCUUGUAUACCAUGUGGUCACAUGGCAACAUGUGUCGCAUGUGGUCACUCACUGCGAUUGUGUCCAAUAUGUCGACGAGAAAUCGAUGCAUUUAUUAGAAUUUACAUUUAA
Rotaria sp. Silwood1 is the source of this 1821-nucleotide messenger RNA. NCBI's taxonomy places the organism in Eukaryota, Metazoa, Rotifera, Eurotatoria, Philodinida, Philodinidae. The record is from the annotation of a GenBank genome assembly.